AUGGCCGAGUUCUCUUGGGAGGCUUGGAAGCUUGACAAGAAACUGACAAGGCGGUUUGCAGCAGUAGCAAGAUUGGCCACGACUCCCCAUGUGUGCAUCUACUCACUAUUCACGUACCCUUGGUACCUUACGCAAGUGAUAGCUCGGAGAAAGAUUCAACUACUAGCGGAACACCCGUGCCAUCCUGUCCCCGGAGAGGAAAUUGACAACAGGUAG
Pyricularia oryzae 70-15 is the source of this 216-nucleotide messenger RNA. RefSeq lists its product as uncharacterized. NCBI's taxonomy places the organism in Eukaryota, Fungi, Ascomycota, Sordariomycetes, Magnaporthales, Pyriculariaceae. The record is from RefSeq and is a predicted model, not a curated record. The transcript has 2 exons. Bases 1 to 216 code for a protein of 71 amino acids.